Molecule: messenger RNA, 732 nt
Organism: Microthlaspi erraticum
Lineage: Eukaryota; Viridiplantae; Streptophyta; Magnoliopsida; Brassicales; Brassicaceae
Source: the annotation of a GenBank genome assembly
AUGAUGAUCAAGCAAUCACCAUUCUUGCUUUUAACAUCAACCUUGUUCACACUUGCAGUUUUCGCAGCAGCGCUUGAUCCAACACCAGAAGACCCAAUUUUCGAGCUCUACAUGCACGAUCUACUCGGAGGAAGCAGCCCCACGGCGAGACCCAUCACGGGUUUGCUCGGAAACAUUUACAACGGCCAAGUUCCGUUCGCUAAGCAAAUCGGUUUCACUCCUCCCGAAAACGGCAUCGCCAUACCAAAUGCAAACGGCGCUCUCCCAACGGUUAACGGCAUUAACGGUAUACCUCUUGGAACCGGCUUGUCCGGUACAGCUUACUCCGGUCAGAACCUGAACGGUAUUCAGACUCAGCUAGGACCUGACGGUCUGAGUCUCGGGUUUGGCACAAUCACAGUCAUCGAUGACAUACUCACAUCAGGUCCCGACUUGGGUUCGCAGCUGCUUGGUAAAGCUCAGGGGGUUUACGUUGCGAGCUCUGGAGAUGGAAGCACGCAGAUGAUGGCUUUCACAGCUAUGCUUGAAGGUGGAGAGUACAAUGACAACCUCAACUUCUAUGGCAUUUACAGGAUCGGAAGCGCCAUGUCGCAUCUCUCUGUCACCGGAGGCACAGGUAGGUUCAAGAAUGCUUGUGGCUUUGCAGAGGUCAGGCCGUUGAUUCCAUCUGGUCAGCAUUUUGUCGACGGAGCAGAGUCGCUUCUGAGGAUCAUUGUCCAUCUAAAAUACUAA